Messenger RNA from Drosophila rhopaloa, 3416 nucleotides. RefSeq lists its product as uncharacterized. Gene Ontology annotation, cellular component: cytoplasm. Lineage: Eukaryota; Metazoa; Arthropoda; Insecta; Diptera; Drosophilidae. The coding region runs from base 129 to 3416 and encodes 1095 amino acids. The record is from RefSeq and is a predicted model, not a curated record. The transcript has 5 exons. Gene Ontology annotation, molecular function: guanyl-nucleotide exchange factor activity.
GCCCAGGGGCACCCUAUAAACAACUGAAAUGCAGCCGGCGAAAAAUAUGCAAGACUCACUAAUACUAAAAUCAAUAAAAAUCUAAAAACCCCAUAAAAAGUUAAGAACGCAAAAGAGACAAUUGCAUCAUGGACAUCCCCAGCAGUGGAGCAAUAUUCACCCUGGGCAAAUCCCAUCUGGCGGAAAAUACUCAAAGCUAUUUCUACAUCAAAAACGAUCCUGUGAAGCGCCUGAUUUCCGGUCCAAACCAGAGCGCUGUCAUUUGUGAAUCUGGUCGACUAUUUGUUUGGGGCGAGAACCACUACGGCCAGCUCGGGAUUGGUGGCCAUGGAGGAGCCUCCGGCAAGAAGGGUGGCAGCCACAACAACAAUGGGGACACUGUGACCAAACCCACCUGCGUGAAGGCCUUGAAAACUCUGGGAUUAAAGAUUUGCGACGCCGCCUUCGGGAACCACUGGGCUGUGAUGCUGACACACUCCAACGAGAUCUUCUUCACGGGUCGCAACAUCUUUCCCGAGGACACCCAUGUGGCCCAGCACUUUACCACCGCCCAAGUGGAACAGCAGCAGUGCGCCAUAAUCCGGAAGCCUUUUCGGCUGGAGGAGUUCGAUGAUUACCUGUCGAAGAGCGAGGAGACGGACAACUUUAUGGCGAUCCAAGCGGGCAACGAGCAUUUCGCCGUGCUGACCAGUACUGGUCGGCUGAUUGGCUGCGGUUCAAAUGCCCAACAGCAGCUGGGAGAACUGGAGGCGGACUACGAUGGUCACCCAGUGGAGAUUCGUCUUGAUGCGCCGGUACAGCAAUUUGCCUGCGGACCUGACUCCACCCUGGUGCUGACUGCCAGCGGGAACCUCUUUCUCACCGGCCACCUCAACGAGUUCGUCUUUCCUCGCUUCACCGAGCUGCAGAAGAACCUGCCGCCCACCGAGGCCAUCAUUUUCAUGCAUAUCUCCAAGACCAGCGAAGUGUACAUCGUGACCAAUGCAGGCAGCAUUUACCGCAGCUUCGAAUCGGUGCGAAAUAAGAGCCUGGUUUUCCAGCGCUUCUACGACUACGACAGCGAGGAGAACGGACCCAUUUGGAAGCUCCUGAAGGGGUUCUCCUUCUACGCGGUCCUCAGCAAGGCCAACAAGUUCUUCACCACGUUCUCGGAGAGCGGCCAUCACUUGAAGACCUUCCGCGAGAUCUCCAAGUUUAAGAACCUCCGACUGCUGGACAUCGCCGUGGGAGAUCAACACGUCCUGGUGCAGGGCAUCCCGCGGUCCUCGAUGUCGUCUGCUUCCGUGAGUGGUUCAGCUGAACCCAAUCGUCACAUGAGCCGCAGUUUCGUCCUGCAACCAGCAGAUGCAAAUGGUAACGGAGAGCAGGGCAGGAAUCAUAGUGGCAGAAGCCUCACCAAACAACAAGGCCUAGAGGAGACGGAGGACCGAUCUACAGCGGCUAGAGUGGAAGGAUUGGCAGUCGCAGCUGGAGUUGGAACAGCUGCGGCCAUUGAGGUCGUAAAACAUUUAACCAAUGGUGAGAAACCAGAAGAGAAAGAGGAGAUAUCUGAACGCAAUGAUAUGAAUGCAAAUAACCAAGAUGGAGAGCCAUUAAAUAUGGAACCCAAGGACGUAAAUGGCAAUGAUGAAAACGAUCUAAUUCCAAUCAGUCCUUCAAAAGAGGAACCAAAUAAAACUAAAAACCAAGAGAUGGAAGCUCCUUUAAGUGGCGUUGAGAAGGACAUGGAGGAUCAUCCAAAUACUGUUAUUGUGAGUGAUACUAUGAAAACAAUGGGUGAAUACAAAGAGGUAGAGCCCACGGCGCCUGUGGAAUCUCCUAUAAAACCAGCGGAAUCUAAGGAAGAAGCAGUGGAACCAAUUGCAUCUCCAGUGAAACCGGCAGAUUCACCUUUAAGAUCUAAAGAAUCUCCAUCAAAAUCAAUGGUAUCCCCAGUUAAACCGUUGAAAUCAAUGCAAAAGCUACCCACACCCCCUACACAUACACCAACACCUCCCAAAUCUCCAGCAGUAUCUCUAAAAUCUGAAAAAUCAAUGCAAUCUUUGCAGUCACCAAAUCCUCAAGAAAAAAUGACAGGCAGCCCGGAAAAACUGCUGCGUCCAAGGACUCCGUAUCCGGAAAGCAGUGACUCCAGCACACCACAAACGAUUAAAAAGACACCUAUACGAAACUUUUCAUACGAGGCGGCUAUGGAUCAUGAUCACCUGGAAAGGACAUCCCCCGAGUUGGUGUCUAGCCUGGAGACGGUGGACGAGGUGCCUACGGCUACCAUCCAAGUGAACACGCCUACACCACCCACGGAAGAGGACGAGCAGCUGGCUGUAGAGAUAACCACAACAAAGGAUACGAAGGACAGCAGCAAGGUGAUCAACGAGAUACGAUUCAUCAACAAUGGCGUUGAUGUCACGGCCAAGGUGGAGGAACAAAUGCAGGACACACCAGUGGAAAGUUCCGUGGAAGAGCUGGAAUCAGAUGGUGAGCAAAUGCUACAUCAUGCGGAGGAGCAGGUGGACAAAAUCGUGACGAGUACCGAAGAGACUGCGGCCAAGGCCGGCGAAGAAGCGCUGGAUGCCCUGGACUCCACGCGGAACUCCAUUCAAACGGCGGUCAGGAAUGCUGCGCAUGGAGCUCGGGAUGCCAUGGAGGCUGCCGGCGAGCGAAUGGCCACAGGUGCCCGAGGAGCUGUGGAUGCAGUGGGCGGUGCAAUGGGAGCAGCGGGAAAAGGCGCCCAGCGAAUGGCCACCGAUGCAAUGCACGCUGUGGAACAGGCAGGCAGUAAUGCGGUCAAAGCAGCCUCGGACACAAAGGAUUCCAUGGGUAGGGCCAUGGACUCGGUGACCAACAAGAUCUCUAGUGAAGUGCACGGCGCCAAAGAAAAUAUCUCAUCGUUGUUUCAAAUUAAAGCAGCCAGGGAGGUGGAUCCGCAGUCCUCACCAGUGUCCACACCUGAUUUGUCCUCUAAGGAGGGAGCACCCAAGACGACUACUACUUUGGGUUCCAACGAGGAGGAUGAGCGAACGACCGCCUCCGUAAACUCGAACCACAAUUCUGCAGGGCAUGGCAAUGGUAAUGGAAACAUUUUUGAGCCCAGCAAUCCCUUUGAGGAUCCCCUGGAUGCGGUAGUGGAGCGCAGCAAGAAGGCGAUGCAGGAGGACAUCCGGGCCAUGCAAUUGAGGACCAAUUCGCAUAUCCAAGCAGUGGCACAGCAAAAGGAGGAGGACGCCAAGGGAUUCGUGCAGCAGGUGAUGGACAGACUCUCGUGCCGCAACGAAAAGGCGGUCAAGAUUGAAGAUGAAGUUCGUCCGCCGGCGAUUCACAACAAGAACACAAACAAAGUGAACAGCGAGUUGAGCUUAACCAAUGGACAGGCACAUAGCGACCAGGCGCAGUCGUCGCGGGUCUGCACGAUUUUAUAA